AUGGCGGCACAGCAGCAGCCCCACAAUGGCUCAGCUUUGCAACAUCGAGACCAGCAUCACACCCAUCACGAUCAAAGUCAUCUCCGAAACGUAGAAGAAUCACCUGAUUCUGCGGCCGUGCCCUACAAGCUUAGCCAAGCCAAGCUCGUCGUCGACCCUCCCGAUCUUCAAGCGUGGCGCCAGAAGCUCUUCGACGUGGACGACGUCAUCAUCCUCACACACGAGCAAUUCGAGACGUACUUCCCCCACGUCGACAACGUCUACUCCCACCGCUCCACCCAACGAUACAAGCGGAAGCCCUUCAUCUCACACUAUUGGGACUGCCGCAUGAAGGGCCGGCCGCCCGGGACGCCCAAGUCGGACGACCCGAGCAAGAAGAAGCGCAAGCGCAGCGCCCGAGAGCGUGACCUGUGCGACGUCAAGAUCAAAAUCACCGAGUACUUUCCCGAUGCCGGUGCGGAGGCUGCUCUGGACCGGGACGUUGCCGCGGCCAUUGCCGCCGGCACGGCUGCCGCUUCGGUCAUUAGUGCCGGGAGGCGGUUCUGGACGAUUCAGCGGGUCAACGGCAACGGCGGCAACGGCAAGGGGGACGGAGUGGCCGGGCCGCAUCGGCAUACGUUGGAGCGGAGCGACGAGAUCAAGAAGAGCAGCGUGCAGCGCUUGGUGGCGACGAGGGCCAGGGAGGGCAAGAAGACGCAGAGAGCACCGCAGAUCAAGGCUGUUGGCGCAGCGCAGGAGACGGCUCGGAUGCACAGCAAGGAGGCUGAUUUGAGGCUGUAUGCGGCAUGUUUCUGCCCCUUUUCACAGCGCGUCUGGAUCGCUCUCGAGGCCAAAGGCCAGCCAUACCAGUACAUCGAAACAGAUCCCUUCAAGCGGCCCGUUUCAACGCCCCUCCUGGAGGCCAACCCGCGAGGCCUUGUCCCCGCCAUCCGUCAGGGGGACUGGGCCUGUUCUGAGAGCGCCGUUAUUCUUGAAUAUUUGGAAGACAUCUACCCCGAUAUACCGCUGUUCCCUUCAGACCAGCGCCUGAGAGCCAACUGCCGCCUCUGGAUCCAUCAUGUAACCCUCGUCCUCGCCGCCGACGAACAAGGCCCCUACUUCCUCGGCCCGUCUCUGUCCCUCGUCGACAUCCACUUUGCCCCCUUUGCUCUCCGCCUCAGCCGCAUCCUCCGUCGUCGCUAUCCAGGUUUCCUUCUGCUGGCCGAUGCUACCACUCCUGGGACGCGCUGGCAUCGCUGGCUGGAUGCGUUGGAAAGGGAUCCUCACAUUAAAGCGACGACAAGUACCGAUGAGUUUUAUUUGGAUACGGUAGACUUGCUUGUUCAGACGUCGAACGAGGGGAGCUGA
Molecule: messenger RNA, 1347 nt
Organism: Trichoderma citrinoviride
Lineage: Eukaryota; Fungi; Ascomycota; Sordariomycetes; Hypocreales; Hypocreaceae
Exons: 6
Coding region: 1-1347 (448 amino acids)
Cellular component (GO): cytoplasm
Source: RefSeq, a predicted model, not a curated record